This is a messenger RNA of Miniopterus natalensis, 1012 nucleotides long. Its product is annotated as taste receptor type 2 member 41-like. NCBI's taxonomy places the organism in Eukaryota, Metazoa, Chordata, Mammalia, Chiroptera, Miniopteridae. The record is from RefSeq and is a predicted model, not a curated record. Gene Ontology annotation, cellular component: membrane. Gene Ontology annotation, biological process: sensory perception of taste; G protein-coupled receptor signaling pathway. Gene Ontology annotation, molecular function: bitter taste receptor activity; G protein-coupled receptor activity.
AAAUCAGAAGAGGGACUGUGAGGGGGUAGGAAGGAGGCCAAGGACCAAGGCAGGGGUGGUGACCAGAGGAGGGGUGGUAACCAACAUGCAGCCAGCGUUCACAGCCCUCUUCAUGCUGUUCUUUGUCCUGCUGUGUCUCCUGGGCAUCCUGGCCAAUGGCUUCAUUGUGCUGGUGCUGGGCAGAGAGUGGAGGCGGCUUGGGAGGCUGCCCCCCUCUGACAUGAUCCUCAUGAGCUUGGGGGCCUCCCGUUUCGGCCUGCAGUGGGUUGGAGUGGUGCACAACUUCUACACCUUCCUCCGCCUGGGGGAGUUCAGCGCGGGCCCGGCUCGGCAGCUCUUCGGCCUCCAGUGGGACUUUCUGAACUCGGCCACCUUCUGGUUUGGCACCUGGCUCAGCGUCCUGUUCUGCAUGAAGAUCGCUACCCUCACCCACCCCGCCUUCCUCUGGCUGAAGUGGAGGUUCCCAGGGUCGGUGCCCUGGCUCCUGCUGGGCUCUCUCCUCAUCUCCACCGUCGUCACCCUGCUCUUCUUUUGGGGCAACCACACUGUGUAUCGAGGUUUCUUGUUUAGAGAGUUCUUUGGGAAUAUGACCUACAAGGAGUGGACCAUGAGGAUGGAAACCCACUAUUUCCUGCCCCUGAAAUUUGUCACCUUGUCGAUUCCUUGCUCGGUUUUUCUGGUCGCCACUGUGCUGUUGAUUAGCUCUCUGAGGAGACACACUCGGACGAUGCGGCAGAUUGGCCACAGCCCGCGGGACCCCAGCACCCUGGCUCACACCAAAGCCCUGAAGUCGCUCGUCUCCUUCCUUAUCCUGUACGUUCUGUCCUUCAUGUCCCUGAUCAUCGAUGCCACGGGCUUCUUCUCCACAGACACCGACUGGUACUGGCCGUGGCAAAUUUUAACCUACCUGUGCACAUCUGUCCAUCCCUUUAUUGUCAUCCUCAGCAACCUCAGGCUUCGAGGGGUGGUCAGGCAGCUGCUCCUGUUGGCCAGGGGCUUCUGGGUGGCCUAG